AUGACUAUUGCGAGCAAUAUUGUUGUGGAGUGGCUGCGGUCCCUGCAUCUCGGUCAGUAUUCCGAGUCCUUCAUCGACAAUGGUUAUGACGACCUUGAAAUAUGCAAGCAGAUCGGCGAUCCUGAUCUGGACGCUAUUGGCGUUUUUAAUCAAACCCAUAGAGUCCGCCUUCUACAGUCUGUGAAGACUUUAAGAGAAGAAGGCGCCGCUAGCGUUUAUUUCACUCUCGAGGAGACAAAUGAUUGCCUUUGUGACAACGUUAGUUCCAAGUCCUCCAGGACAUCCUCGGAGAGACCGUCAAGUGACAAGGAUAUUCAGAGGGCGUCCCCGACGGCUAGUUCCUCCAGUGGAGGCCAAGAACUCACUAAAUUUGCUGACGAAUAUGAGGAAGGAUAA
This is a messenger RNA of Belonocnema kinseyi, 396 nucleotides long. Its product is annotated as sterile alpha motif domain-containing protein 5-like. Gene Ontology annotation, molecular function: protein binding. The record is from RefSeq and is a predicted model, not a curated record. NCBI's taxonomy places the organism in Eukaryota, Metazoa, Arthropoda, Insecta, Hymenoptera, Cynipidae. The transcript is spliced from 2 exons. The coding region runs from base 1 to 396 and encodes 131 amino acids.